Dictyostelium purpureum is the source of this 1710-nucleotide messenger RNA. RefSeq lists its product as uncharacterized. Gene Ontology annotation, molecular function: ligase activity, forming carbon-nitrogen bonds; ATP binding. Gene Ontology annotation, biological process: tRNA processing. Bases 1 to 1710 code for a protein of 569 amino acids. The record is from RefSeq and is a predicted model, not a curated record. Lineage: Eukaryota; Evosea; Eumycetozoa; Dictyosteliales; Dictyosteliaceae. The transcript has a single exon.
AUGAAUAAUAUAUUCAAAUUUACAAAAACCAUACAUAGUUUUAAUAAUAAUGUGCGUACUUUUUGCACUGUUCACAAAAAACUAAAAUUAUUUCAACAAAAACAAUUAAAACUAGCUCAAGAAAAACAACAAGAAGAAAAGCAACGAAAAAAUCAACCAAAAGAAUCACCACAUGAACAAAAACCACAAUUAACUACAGAAUCGCCUCCAACACCAACACCAAUCCCAAUACCUCCAGUUCCACCCACACCAAAACAAAAAAAAACUGCAACCAAAAGAAAAACUGCAUCGCCUUCUGUAAAAAAAAAUAUUCAAAAUAUCGAAAAAACAGUAUUUAAUAGAUUUGACGAAAUUUUAAAAAGUAAUAAUAAAAAUGUAAUUUUAUCAUGUUCAGGUGGAAGCGAUAGUAUAUUAUUAUUAUAUUUAUUAAAGCAAUGGAUAAAAAAAGGAAAAAAAGAAAUCACCGUUCGAGUUAUUACAUUCGAUCAUAAAGUACAAGCAGAAGAUAUUGGUGAAAUUUGUAAAAUUAUAAAGAAGAUUAUUGGGAGAUCGACCAAGGUAUUUUCACAUGAAGUUAUUACACUUAAUGAAAAACCUCUAGAAUUCAAAAAUGGGCUUCAACAAAAACUCCGUGACCAAAGAUACAAAUCACUCGUUUCCAUAAGCGAAGAUAAUAAAGAAAACAUUGUGUUCUAUGGUACCAAUUUAGGCGACUCAUUCGAAUCUUUUAUACAUAGAGUUUCAAGCAAAAGCGGUUUAGAUGGCCUAUCAGGCAUAAGAGAAGAGUUAAAAUUAUCCCAAAACACCACUGUUUAUAGACCACUUAUAGAAAUAUCAAAGAAUGAUAUUACCGCAUUUUGUAAUGGUAAAAAAAUUGGCUUCUACAGCGACCCCACCAACUUGGAUUUAUCAUUCACAAGAAAUCUAAACAGAUCGUUAAUUAACCAAUUUGAAAACUGCUCAACAACACAAGAUUUAGAACCAAUUUUAGAUGGAUUAACUGCAAUUCGAUUCAUCAGCGACCACAAUAAACAUGUUAUAGAAAAUAUAUUGAGCCAACUAAUCAAAGAACAACUUGGCAAUAAACAAAAAAACAAUCAAAAACAUAUACCUUUCCUUCCAGUUUUAAGAAUACCCUGCGAAAUCUUUGAAAGCUAUCCAAAAGGGGUCUCAACAAGAUUAAUCAAUAGAAUCGCCUCCUUAUUCUCAAAAAAUUUCAUCCAAUUCCACCAAUAUAAACUAGAUGAACUUAUGAACCAAAUUCUUUCAAAUAAUUUCACAAGUACAACAUCAAACGGAUUAUACAUUUACAAAGAUAACACUGCAAACGUCUAUGUGUUCCAACUAAAUAUGGCAAGCUUUAUGCGACCAAAAAAAAUCAAUGUAAAUGAAGUAGUUAAAAUGGACUCUUUCACUCUUUCAAUUAGAAAACUUAAUUCGGAACCACUUGAAGAUGAUCAAGAUUUUAUUGUUAGAGCUUUCAAAGAUGAAGAUAUAAACAAUAUUUCAGAAAAAUGCAGAUCCUACAUAAGAACCAUACCACCAUAUCAAAGACUACUCUUAGUAGUCAUUGCAAAAGCCUCAACCAAUAUUAUUCAAUGUAUACCAGCAAUGCGAUUUGUAACCCCCAAUUUUGACAAAAACUAUGUUAUGGAAUAUAGUUUAGAUAUUGAUAAAGAUAAAAUUAAAACCGAAUGGUCAUCCGAAUAA